ACGUGUUGCUGACGAGAAAUUCCUGCGCCGGAUGUAGUGCAUGGAAGGCUAAUGCUGAUGUGUUACUAGAAUUUACAACAGAUACAAACUUUUUUGAAUUCUAAAUGAAACGAUAAAAAAGGUUGACCCGAUAUAGGUCGAUGUUAAAAAGUACUUACUGCGCUGUCUUGAAGCAAGCGACAGCACUCUGGCGUAGACCAAAUGGCACCCAAAGGUAAAGUUGGCACGAAAGGCAAAAAGCAGAUCUAUGAGGAGAACGAGUCGACUCUCAAGUUUUAUACAAGAGUCAUUCUCGGAGCAAAUGCAAUUUAUGCUGCUAUAAACAUUGUGGUGUUCUACAGCUCAUCCACGUUUUGGACAUGGCUGCUGCUGGCGUUUGCGCUGGCCGUGUAUAUCGGGAGCUACCGAUCCAUGUCGGCCAUGGCCAAGCCAGUAUUUGGGGAGGAUGGAAGUCUGUUGGACGGAGGAAUAGAUUUAAAUAUGGAACAGGGCAUGGCUGAGCACUUGAAGGAUGUCGUUCUCCUCACGGCAAUUGUACAAGUUCUUAGCACCAUCUCGUCCUACUUCUGGUAUCUCUGGCUGCUGGCACCAGCCCGGGCGCUACACCUACUGUGGGUUAACAUCCUGGGUCCCUGGUUCUCGACCGACGCUCCCUCAGCCCCAGAGGAAGUCAAUGAGAAGAAGCAGAGACGGCAGGAGCGCAGGCAGAUGAAAAGAUUCUGACCCCAACUCCCUCCUUUUAGAGCAGACUGAGCAGUAUUUGGCUGUUUUUAUAUAUACUGAAUCUAAUGUACAGACAGCAAGGAACCCAUAAGUUAUUCAGGUGGACAUUUUGAUAUGUAAUUUAAAAGAAAAAAACAACAGUACAAAUUAAAUGAUAUAAUGUAACUAUUGUAUUAAAAUGAAAUCUCUAUUUCUGCUUUCUCCUUGAAUCAGUCAUUGUUUUUCUUGGUCAAAUGUACAAUCUAAAAUCGGCUUCAUUUGGUAAAUGUUUUUGUGCACUGCAUACAUACCUCUAAAUAGCACAGAGUCUUGACAGGCACUCCACUGCUCUUGAUAUGUAUCUGAACACCGCUGAAUCAUUUCAGCAUUUGCAUCCUUUUGUCAUCACUUUUAAAUACGGACAGCAACUUUUGUGAACUCCUGCGAAGAUGAGUUAGUGUACAGAAAUAGUUUUUAUGUUGCUUCCAUUUUGUCAUGAGUAUUUUUUUCUUUUAAUACAAUAUCAAAUAAUGAAUUGCCAAUUCUCGUGUUUUUCGUUCAAGGCUUGUCUUUCAUAGCGCCUUCAGUCAUUCUUUCAGACUUCUGGCUAAUGACCUGUAUUAUUUGAUGUUCAUAUUCCAUAUUUCUUUCUUUUUUUUUACUACUGUUUUUAAACUCCUUAGUAAUGUUAAAUUCCCCUUAAGAGAUAAUCUUUGGGAAUGGCGUGUAUGCAACGCUUACUGUAAGGUCUGUACUUUUGUUUUAUUCCAAUCAAAUUAUUUCCUCUCACUUCAUUUGACUUUUCCUGAAUGGUUUUCCCCUAUUCCUUUACCUUUUCAUUCUUUGCCUUGGGGAUGGGUAUUCUUGUAUGAAAAACAAUAAAUUAACUACACCUUAAA
Molecule: messenger RNA, 1601 nt
Organism: Gadus morhua (Atlantic cod)
Lineage: Eukaryota; Metazoa; Chordata; Actinopteri; Gadiformes; Gadidae
Gene: tmem208
Product: transmembrane protein 208
Exons: 6
Coding region: 202-723 (173 amino acids)
Biological process (GO): vacuolar protein processing
Cellular component (GO): intracellular membrane-bounded organelle
Source: RefSeq, a predicted model, not a curated record